Molecule: messenger RNA, 699 nt
Organism: Acanthocheilonema viteae
Lineage: Eukaryota; Metazoa; Nematoda; Chromadorea; Rhabditida; Onchocercidae
Source: the annotation of a GenBank genome assembly
AUGAUUGUUCGUCAUAAUCGGCGUAAAUUGGUAGUGCGACAUGAGGAACCGCAGUAUUCGCAGUUGAACUGCCAAGGAGCACGUCCAUUUACAUUGUUUAAAUCAGUUUAUACAAAUAACACUGAUCGACCACAAGAAUAUUCGUUCAAAACUGAGCGCACCACGGAAAGUUUAUGUUGCGUGAUGCGUGAGCAAGGUUAUAUGAUCGGUGGUGAAGCUGAAUUGACACUAAAAACACCAUGUGAAAUAGCCGAAUUGAAAGCAGGCUUUAAGCGUGAAAUGAAUUUCAACAAUGUCAAUGAAAAUGCGAAAUCAGAAGUGAUGUCAUGGUCUGUUGAUAGUACCGUUGUGGUACCACCUCACUACAAAACAGAAGCUUCAAUUGUUAUUGAAGAAAUGAAUUAUCAUGGUACAUACAGUGUUGUUUCGGUGCUGUCCGGUUUAGUGACCAUAUCGAUCAGGAGGAGGAAAGAUGGUGCUUUGGUAUUACCUUUAACGAUGAAUAUAGUCGAAAUAUUCCGGGAUCAUCUGGAAUCACGACAUGUCAGGAAAGAAAUUAAAGCAGCUGCUAUGAUUGAAAAUGCGCAAUUUGUACGAUUAAUAUCCAAAGGCACCUGCUCGUUUCAGUUUGCGCUGAAGCAGCGAAUCGAUCUCAAAGAAGAACCAUUUGGUGAUAAAGAGAAAAUGAUGGUUGAUUAA